UACAUAUUUGAUGGCAUUCUUCUGAUGCAGGAUAUACAUGAACACAGGAAAGAGUCUAGAGAAAGAGCCCAUUUAAGGAAAAAGAGUCGAGAAUAUAAAGGCACUACUGACCAGUCAGCUAGUCGUUCUCCCAAUCAAUUUUCGAGCUACAGACAUCAAGAUGAUCUUCACAGUGACAGUUAUCAUGACCCCAAUCGCGAUGAGGGUUAUGUAGAUUUCCGUGGAUCUGAAAGGCCUUCCUCUUCUAGUCGUCAUACCAAUAGAGAUAUCGAGAACGAAUACGUGAAUGAAAGAGCGGAACGCCGAAGGUCUAAAAGGAGAAAUCCAAGACAUGAAAAUGCUCCAAAUAUUAGCAGUACUGGGCAUAAGCACAUAGUGGAUCAGUUUCAAGAUAGUGAUCAUAGUUAUGUCAAUGACAGUGGUAAUCACUACGGAAAUCGCUCUACCUCCCGGGUUUCUCAUAAUCGAGACUUAUACCGUCAAGAUAACGAAAGUGAUUUAUCCGAUUCUAUUCAGUAUGCUGGUUCAGUGCCUGCUUCUCCUCUGCCAAGCACCAUUCCAACCUCAAAUGGUCGACAUUCUCAGGAACCUCCAGAAUCUUUUAUAGGUUCAAACUCUAAUCUGCACUCUGAGUCCUACUCGGGUUAUGAACAAGAUGUAUCAGGAGGUCGACACUCAAAUGCGUUUGUUGGAAGUGGGCAGGGUUACUGGAAUCCCGAGUUCGGACAGAGUCAACCUCAGAACAUUCCCCAACAAGACUUUUCGGAGGUCACACCUGCUAAAAAAGUAUUGGCCAAGUUUUUCGCUUCCUUCAGGCGACGUAAGCCUAAAUCCCUGGGUGGAUCACAAAUAAUUAAGCCUUCUGAUAAUACUGUAUCAGCUCGAGUUAUUAUGCUUGAUGGAGAGGAGCUCGUUUUUCAAUUGAAUCGAGAUGACGUCGGUCAAGUUCUUUUUGAUCAUGUUUGUCAAAGUUUGGAUCUUUAUGAAACUGAUUAUUUUGGACUAACUUUUGUCAGCAAUAAAAUACGUACAUGGUUUUGGUUAGAUCUACAGACAAAGAUUGGAAAACAAUUGCGUGACAAUGAACAAUGGUUCUUUUAUUUUCAAGUGAAAUUCUAUCCACCUGAACCGUCUAUGCUACAAGAGGAUUUAACACGUUAUCAACUAACUUUACAAAUUCGACAAGAUAUUUAUACAGGAAAGCUUCCUUGUUCAUGGGUAACACAAGCCUUAUUAGGCUCGUUUAUGGUACAAGCUGAAUUGGGUGAUUAUGAUGCAGAAAAGCAUGUUGGACUAGAUUACUUAAAUGAAUUUGAAUUUGUUCCGUCACCUACACCUCAAUUGUUGAAAAAGAUUGCAGAAUUGCAUAAAACGCAUAAUGGCAUGAAACCGAAUCAAGCAGAUAUUAAAUACUUAGAAACUGCUAAACGCUUAGAGUUAUAUGGUGUUGAUUUACAUCCCGCUAGAGAUACAGAAAAUGUUGAAAUCUACAUUGGUGUUGGUUUUCAUGGUGUAGUCAUCUAUCGGGAUCGACUACGUAUUGGUCGAUUUGCAUGGCCAAAAGUACUACGCAUAUCGUAUAAGAAGAAUAAUUUUUACUUGAAAAUCCGUCCGGAUUAUUCAGAACCUGUAGAAGCAAUAGUUGGUUUUCGUCUGUUAAAUCCACAUUUGGCUAAUCGUUUAUGGAAGGCUGCCGUAGAACAUCAUGCUUUCUUUCGAUUGAAAGAGACACCUGCACCGAAACGACCACUGCCUACACCUAGUCUGAGUAAAUCACAUUUUCGUUAUACCGGACGAACUUUCUUUCAAUAUCGUACAAUGAAUAUUGAUCGACCGCAUCCACGGUUCAAUCGUUCCAUGUUGAAACGACGCACAGCAAGUAUGCCGACUGGUUUGAAUGCAUCAUCUGUGAGCAUGCAUACACUGAAUAGGUCUCAUCCACGUGAUAUGACUAUAGGAAGAAGUCAAAACGAUGAUCAAUCUGGCGGGUUAAAACGUUUUGGUUCUGUUCAGAUGGGACAAACUCGUGGAAUGAAUGGAGAUGGAACACCGCAACUAUACAGCACUGUCCCCCGGAAUCACCCAUAUUCUGGAUCUAUAGUCUCUGAAGCACAAGAUGCAAAUUCUCAAAUGAGUAGACAAUACAGUGAAGGGAUUGCAAAUAGUCUUUCGUAUGGAUCCGUCUCCGGGAGCUAUAGAAGUGAUGUUCUUCCUGAUAAUGAAUAUGUGAAUUACAGACAGUCGAGACGAACAAAACCCAAUGAAGUAUUGUCUGUCACCAGUGGAUCUCAACAAAGUGAUUAUUCUACUCAACGUGAUCAGAAUGCUGAACGCCGAGGUAAACAUCCUUCUGAGAUUUCCAGUUCCACCACCAAUGGACAUCGAGCAAACUCUCCGAUUUAUGCAAACACUAAAGCACAUCAUCGAAAUAAUAAGAAACACCAUCAUCGCCAUCAUAAUGAUGAUGGUGGUGAUGAAGAUGAUGAAGCAGGUGCCUCAACUCCUACUAACACUAUGCAGUAUGGAAAUGCUCACUCUGCUGAUCACAAUACAAGAGCUAGUGUUCAGUCGUCUGGACGUAGGCCGCCUGUAGGCGGAGUGCCAGUAUUUGGAGGUGUAAUGGUUCCUAAUCAUCAUCAUCAGGAAAAAGCACGACCAUCUGAUCGAUUGCGAUCAUCGAGUAACUCGAAUCGUACAAAACAAAAAUAUCCUUCAGAGGAGAAAGAAGAAGAAGAGCAGACUGUGACACUAACUGAAGAUGAACCGAACGACUUGAAUCAGUACAGAUCCAGUUCUAAGCAUCGAAAACAGCUGGCAACGAACGAUUAUGAUGGUGCUGCAUCUAAUUAUAGUAAAGCAAAGCAUUCUGGACGAUCGCAUCGAAGACAAUCAGGCAAUGUGGAAGGGAUGCUAUGA
Molecule: messenger RNA, 2916 nt
Organism: Trichobilharzia szidati
Lineage: Eukaryota; Metazoa; Platyhelminthes; Trematoda; Strigeidida; Schistosomatidae
Source: the annotation of a GenBank genome assembly